CUACAUUACUAAUCACCUUAACCUUGUCAAAUCCUUCUCACUGUUUUGGUCUCACCCCUUUCCAGUACGUCUCAUCGAUAUAUCACACGCUCACAAACCAUUUCUCUCUCUACAUUUCCUCUUCUUCCUGUGAGUGUGUGUUCAUUUUCCCCAGGUUUUCUUGGAAAAGAACUAAUCCAUUCUGUUUCUUUCUUCUCUCACCACACGACUUUUACUACUAGUCUACUCCACCACACCUCCAAAUAGAACCUAUCAUGUAAAUAUAAUUGAACAUGAAUAUGAACUACUAACUUUGAAGAAUUUCCAGUCCACAAAUUAAUAAAGAACCUCAGUACUUACUACUUGAGAGAUAUGGAAGAUAUUUACAAUAUCAACAAGAUGAAUCUCCCUUUUUCAUCUUCUCCACAGAACCUUAACGUUAACGUUUCUUCUUAUACUCCUCCAACCACCACUACUUCAGAAUUGCAUCUAGGACUCGUCCGCGCCGUUACCAAUAAUAACUACCACCAUCAACCGGAUCUAAUCGGGUCGGAUAUAUCGGAUCGGAUUAUCAAGAACCAGAUCGCAACUCAUCCUCUUUAUCCAAAUCUACUAUCUGCUUUCAUAGAAUGCCAAAAGGUUGGAGCACCGACUGAACUUGCAUCUCUUCUCGAAGAAAUAGGCCGUGAAAGCCACCACACCAAUGUUCUCCGUCAGAUAGGAGAUGAUCCUGACCUUGAUCAAUUCAUGGAAUCAUACUGUGAAGUUCUUCAUAGAUACAAAGAGGAGUUAUCGAAACAUUUAAACGAAGCGAGUUUGUUUUUGUGUGAUAUCGAAUCACAACUAAGCCAACUUUGCAAAGGGACAUUAACAAUCUCAUCUGAUAAUAACAACAACCGUUCAGAUGAAGCUGCAGGGACAUCAGAGGAUGAAAUGAGCUGUGCAAAGGUUGAAGUAGUUGAAGGUGUUCAUGAACAUUGUGGCACAUCAUGUCCAGGUGACAAAGAGCUUAAACAAAUGCUGCUUCGUAAAUAUGGAGGUUAUCUUAGUAACUUGAGAAAGGAGUUUCUUAAGAAAAGGAAAAAGGGUAAACUACCCAAGGAUGCAAGAAUGGCAUUGCUGGAUUGGUGGAACGUCCACUAUAGAUGGCCUUAUCCCACGGAGGAGGAGAAAAUGCAGCUAUCUGAAAUGACCGGACUUGAUAUAAAGCAGAUAAAUAACUGGUUCAUCAAUCAGAGGAAAAGACACUGGAAACCAUCUGAAGAUAUGAGAUUUGCGAUUAUUGAGGGUGUAACUAGCACCGGCGGAGAAGGACCUCUAUAAUUUAAAGCUGGUAGAAUGGAAUCGUCGAAGAUGUUGAUUUUUGGAACUGGCGCCUACAUUGCUGAGUAGGUCCGUUCGGCUUGUAUACAUACACUUGUGUUCACAAUAUUAUAGUUAAAUUAUUAGCAGUUAUCUAUUUCAUGGAUCCAUGUUACAGAAUCUCAUUAUUUUAUGAUAAUAUGUUGAUGACAAUUUGUAUAGAUAUGUAUUAUUGAUGUUGAUUUGAAGACAAACCAGCAAAUGCAAUGCAGUGAAGCAUAACAUUCCUUGAUUCUGGAACCAUAUAUAUACCGUCUUCUUGAACAUCAUAGGUGAUGAUGAUGUAUGUGAAGAAGUUUUUUGUCUUUGUAGUUGUUGGAAUUAUACAAGAUAAGUUUUUAUAUA
This is a messenger RNA of Vicia villosa (hairy vetch), 1686 nucleotides long. RefSeq names its product homeobox protein knotted-1-like 1. The record is from RefSeq and is a predicted model, not a curated record. Gene Ontology annotation, biological process: regulation of DNA-templated transcription. The transcript is spliced from 5 exons. Gene Ontology annotation, cellular component: nucleus. Lineage: Eukaryota; Viridiplantae; Streptophyta; Magnoliopsida; Fabales; Fabaceae. The coding region runs from base 352 to 1302 and encodes 316 amino acids. Gene Ontology annotation, molecular function: DNA-binding transcription factor activity, RNA polymerase II-specific; DNA binding.